Acanthochromis polyacanthus (spiny chromis) is the source of this 2454-nucleotide messenger RNA. RefSeq names its product basigin (gene bsg). NCBI's taxonomy places the organism in Eukaryota, Metazoa, Chordata, Actinopteri, Pomacentridae. Gene Ontology annotation, biological process: cell-cell adhesion. The coding region runs from base 180 to 1001 and encodes 273 amino acids. The transcript is spliced from 8 exons. Gene Ontology annotation, cellular component: cell-cell junction. Gene Ontology annotation, molecular function: cell adhesion molecule binding. The record is from RefSeq and is a predicted model, not a curated record.
UGCCUAUCGGGGCGUGUGCGUGUGGUGCAACUAGAGGACGAGCAGCUCCAGCCGGCUCAGAGUCGAAACAUUCAGCCCCUUCAUACCGCUGUCUGAAGACCACACGAAAAACCAAGAGGGAGAAGAUUCAGAAGACGAAGCUCAACGUUGCUUUAUAAGUCGACGACCUAGCAUCGACCAUGAAGUUACUGUGGGCUGUCAGUGCCCUUCUGCUCAGCUGUUGGCGAACCGAUGCGUCCACAGCUCCAAACAUCAUUACCGAGCCUCAUGAGGUCAGCAACCAAACCUCUGCGGUGCUCAGCUGCAACUUGACCGACUCCAGCCUUCCCAUCAAGGGUUCCUACUGGACACUCAAUGGCAAUAUCCUUGAGGAUUCCGUAUCUGCUGAUGCCAGUCCAUUCACAACUCGCCGUUUGGACAAGAUCACCCACAGUAAUAGUGGAAAGUAUGAAUGUGUGUUCAAGACUGAGCCACAAGUGAAGCAGAUGAUCGAAGUCAAAACACUCCCCCAUGUUGUUGCCUACAAGCACUCUGAGCAUGGAAAUGAGAAUGACAAAGGUGUGAUGGUCUGUGUGGCUCAUGGCCAUCCACUGCCCACUGACUGGGGCUGGUUCAAAGAGGAAGAUAGCAGCCGUAGGCAAAUCCUCAACGGCACUGGUGACAAAUAUGAGAUCAAGAGCACCCCCAACAAGACCAUUCUGACCAUUAAUGACCUGAGCAUCCAGGACGACAUCGGGGACUACACCUGCCUCGGAACCAAUGAACUGGGCCCAGGCAGCGAUGAGAUCCACCUGCGUGUCCGCAGUCGCCUGGCUGCUCUCUGGCCCUUCCUCGGCAUCGUGGCUGAGGUCAUCAUCCUCGUGACCAUUAUCUUCAUCUACGAGAAGAGGAGAAAGCCUGAUGAGGUCAACGACGAUGAUGACUCAGGAUCUGCUCCUCUGAAGAGCAAUUCUACUGCAAACCACAAAGACAAGAAUGUUAGGCAAAGGAACUCUAACUAGAAGCUGAAAGAGAUGGACGUCCAGAUGUCAGUGCAGCGUUCAGCGGUUGUGUGGCACAUUAUACUGUGCACCCUGCAAUUUAAAGUACCUUCUUGUGCUUGGGUGUUAAUGUUUUAAGAAAAUGAUUUCCUCCUAUUUUUGGUUUCUUCUAUAUUCUUCUCCACAUUGUGCAGCCAGAGAACAUAGCGUGAAAUAAUUUCUGCUUGAGGCCGUGGGGCAAAUAUUGCAUGAGUUUAAAUGCCGUUCUAGCCAAGUGUGUGUUUGUUGUAAAAUCAUUAACGUUCACGUGAGGAAUGCUUAGUUCGUGGUUAUAUUCCGUCGAUGCAGAUGCUUCCUACAAUGUCCUCACAGCUGUCAGUCUUUGCUUUUUAUUUUUCCCAGAUCUGGAGUGGUUACUUGCAAAGCAGCACAAGAUCUGUUCAGAGGGUCUGAAACAUUUUUAGAUCCAGAUACAUCACUGCCAUUCUUAUAGCAAAGACUGGUGUGCAUUUGAAUUCACAUGUUUGGUCUGUCCCUACACAUCCACAAAACUCCCUUAGCAGAGUUCUAUACUUUGCCUUAAGAAGCACCAUUUCUCUUUUGUCUUUUUGCAUAGUGCUAACUGAUACAAGACUUCAAAGUGACAAUUAAAAAUAAUGCAGAAAUUACUAGGGUUGGGCAUCAAGUCGCGACUCCAAAGGAGUUGUGAAGAAAGUUUCUAUUCUGCUUAUUGGUUCCUGAACAGUUUUCACCUGUGCAAGGUUCCAAAUGAUAUACUGCAAACACUACCGUGUAUCUACUGCUGUCUGUCUGCACCAGUACUGUCUCCAAUAUACUAGAAAACCCUAAAUGAUGAAAAAGUGAGAUUUUACUGAUGUACUAACUCUAACCUGCUCUAUGAAUCGGAGUAAUGAAGAACAAAAAUCGAUGCGCAGAAUCGUUACAAUACAAGCGAUACCCAACCCUAGAAAUUACCAAGAUAAAAGAUGGGUUUUCUUGCCAUAAGAAAUUAGUUUUGAGUAAGAAACUUUAUAUUUAAAUAGUGCUUUAUUUCCUUUUCCUAUUCACAUAUUUUAAAAUGAAGUUUUAGCUGCCAAUUCUUGUUGCUGAUUUCACAUUCACAGUAACAAUCUCUUUAGGACCAAGUGCAAGGGAUGCAACUGUUGCUUCUGUUGAAUGCAACUUUACUACAGCGCACUGAUGUUUAAGACUGCAGAUAAUCAUGGAUGUUUUAUUUUUAUUUUUAAAGUGAUCUGAACUGUGUGCGCGAUUGUCUCUGUUCCUUCACUGUGUAGAUUAUACAGAAGCCAUAUGUUCCAUUUAACCUGAAUAGUGUUGUGACUGGAUGUUACAUUUCAGAAUUACACUGAUUAAGAGACCUAGCCAGAAUUAUGUAAAUAGUUGUACCAUCCAAGUACAUGGAAAUACCACCUCUUGUACAACUUCACAAGCUGAAUAAAGGUAUUGAAAUUUA